Paramecium tetraurelia is the source of this 1224-nucleotide messenger RNA. RefSeq lists its product as uncharacterized. The record is from RefSeq and is a predicted model, not a curated record. NCBI's taxonomy places the organism in Eukaryota, Ciliophora, Oligohymenophorea, Peniculida, Parameciidae. The transcript has 4 exons.
AUGGGGUAUUUCAAGAAUAGACCACCCUUUCAAAAGAGAGUGGCCAAUUCAUCCCUAUUAAGUCAGUCAGAUGAGAUAUUGUUAGAUGAUCUAUUGUUCCUCAUUUCUUGCUUUGAGAAUAACCAUUCAGAAUUUAUAACCAAAGCCCCAUCUUAUUACAUAGAAUAAUACUUUACACUAGCUAACGAAUAGGAAUAUGCCAACUCCUAUAUCAUUAGAAACAAAGUGUUUUUAACCUGCCACUUAAUGCUGCAUGAAUUUUAAUUAGGUAUCGACUUCGCUGAUCAUUUCCUCAAUUAGAAAUUCCCAGUUUUAUUGGAUAAAAAAUCUCCUGUGUUUGUUAAAACUACCUCCCAGAAGGAAGAAUGGCUGUCAGUAAACAUCUAAUUAAGUUACUUCUAAUAUCUUCAAAAAUUGGCUGUGAACAUACAAGUCUUCCACGCUUGCAAAGUGCAACAAUACCCUUUGUUUUAAGAGGGAUAAAAAUUCAUUGACAUCCAAACUAAAUUGCUUUGGCUCUUCAAGAUUAGUAAUCUAGUUAAUAGUGGCUUGGGACAGAUGGAAAUCUUAAAAUAAGCCUUGCAGAUGGUCCCAGAAGAUAUGCUGUUGAAAGAGAUCGUCCUAGUUUAUUGGUCUGACAUCAUAGUAUUCUAUAAUUUUCUCAGUAAAGAAAUCUUAUAAUUGUUAGAUUAUUAUAGACAUCUAGCCACACAUAUUUGUCUAUAAUUUUAUGAACUCUACCUAUAAUUGUUUCAAAUUAGAAAUUCCAUUUCCGAUCUUUACAAAUACCGUAAGCAUUUUGAUAGAGACAAUGUUAUUAAACAGCCUAAAUGGUUUGAUGUCAACAAACCAGUUCAUAAAUAAAUAGAAGAAUUCAUGUUGAAACAAAAGUUGAAUAUUGGAAAUAAUACAGAUAGAGCUGCCUCGAAACCAUAAAUGUCAAGCAGAGGAUCCAAAUCUCAAAUUGCACUAGACACCAGAAUUGAUUUAAGCAAAUUACCUAGAACAAAUAAUAAUACAAUUAAAACUCAUAGAGCAGGAAGACAAGGAGAAAGUGAAGGAGACGACGAAGAUUUUGAAUAACUUAAAUAAAUCCUGCAAAAUUAGAAUAUCUAAACUAAAUUAACAAUGAAAAAAUAAUAAAAAUAAAAAUAACAAGAUUCUGAAAUUUCUUUUUAAAAAUAAUCUCAAGAAGAAGGAACAGAUCUACCAAAAGGAGAUUGA